AUGGGGUCAGACGAUAGCGUUAAGUUCUCAAACGACGAUAAAGUCGCCAUAGACCAUAAAGAGGAACUCCCGCCUCAAUAUACCGAUGAGGAGUGUAAUCGUCUAAAACGAAAAGUGGACAGGUACCUUCUCCCGCUUAUGUGGCUUUGUCAUGGACUCCAGGCAGUAGACAAGGCCUGCAUCAGUACUCAAGCUACCUUUGGGUUACGCGAAGAUACGGGCUUGGUUGGACAGCAGUUCUCAUGGCUGACAACGGUCUUCUAUCUUACUUAUAUGUGUUUUGAGAUUCCGUCUGUCAUCCUGUUGCAGAGAUACUCGAUGGGCCGGAUGUUGUCGAUAUACAUAGUGUGCUGGGGAUUUGUCGUGUUGAGUAUCGGGUUCGCUCAGAAUUUUGUACAUCUCCUCACUCUUCGAGCAUUGCAAGGAAUUUUCGAAUGCUCUUUAAGUCCCGGAUUCCUUUUGGUAAUUGGGACCUGGUACACCACACGAGAACACCCUUCGCGCUCCUUGGUCUUCCAAAGCGGCUAUGCCGGAGUGAGCAUCAUCACCGAAUCUAUCAGUUAUGGAAUUGGUACCGUCUCCUACAGGAACCCGAAUUUCGAGGCGUGGAGGUACAUGUCCUAUUUCCUCGGUAGUCUUACUGUUCUCGUGGGAUUAUCUUGUUUUCUCAUCCUCGGGACACCAUCCGAAGUGAUCUGGUUGUCCGCGGAGGAAAAGAAGAUAGCCACAGCUCGCAUCCUAUCCAAUAACACCGGUCACGAUAAAACAGGCAUCAAGGAAUGGAAGUGGGAACAAGUUAGAGAGUGUCUAGUGGACCCGAUAUUCUGGAUCGCUGGUGCAAAUGCCUUCCUAGGAUCAGUUCCGAACGGUGCCCUGACGGCGUUUUCGGGGAUAUUGACCACUAGUUAUGGGUUUACGAAUCUACAAAAUAUUCUCUUGAACAUUCCGAAAAUGAUUUUCACGGUACUAUUCUUCCUCGCGAUCGGACUACUAGUUACUAAGAAGAAGAACCUCCGAUUAUGGGUCAUGGCGCUCUCUCAACUUCCGCCGAUUGCUGGCUUUCUCAUCAUCGCUCUUCUACCCAAUGAGCCACAAUACAAAUGGACGAAAUGGGGUGGACUUUUCAUGACUGGAACUUUCAUAGUAGCCACGUUCUUUGCUUGGUCGCUAAUCCCGUCAAACGUCGCCGGACGAACAAAACGGACCGUCAUGUCAUCAAUCACCUUCGUGGGAUACUGCGUUGGAAACAUGGUGGGCACACAAAUCUUCCAGGCCAAGGAUGCGCCCAGAUACAUCCCGGGGACGAUUGGCUGUGUAACAUGUUUAGGAAUCCAGAUGCUGCUAAUAAUUUUAUGGAGGACCAUCCUGGUUAUGCGCAACGGGCGUAGAGACAGACGGAUGAGGGAGUUAGGAAUGUCGGAAGAGGAUAGAAUCAAGGCUGGCUUGGAAAUGGGCGAGGGAGACCACACUGACUUUGAGAAUCCUUAUUUCCGAUAUGUGAUGUAA
This is a messenger RNA of Daldinia vernicosa, 1506 nucleotides long. RefSeq names its product MFS general substrate transporter. The record is from RefSeq and is a predicted model, not a curated record. Lineage: Eukaryota; Fungi; Ascomycota; Sordariomycetes; Xylariales; Hypoxylaceae. Gene Ontology annotation, cellular component: membrane. The transcript is spliced from 8 exons. Gene Ontology annotation, molecular function: transmembrane transporter activity. Gene Ontology annotation, biological process: transmembrane transport. Bases 1 to 1506 code for a protein of 501 amino acids.